AUGGUCCUCAGGAGUGUUACUUUCAUCAAUACGCUGAUUUUGUUACUAUUCGUAAAAAGAUCACUUGUCACCGGGAAUCCCAUCGAUAAUGGCCUUGUCGACUCACAGCUUGUCACCACUUGUACCCAAAACAAAUCAGUUGACCUUUUGGUGAUUCUGGAUGGCUCGGGCUCGGUGGGAGAUGAGACCUUUCGAAAACAAAUUGAUUUCGCUAUACAUUUAGCUCAACGACUCAAUGUUUCUAAUGACGGCAGUCGAAUGGGUUUAAUGCAAUUCGCGGAGUCUCCUCGACUCGAGUUCUCUCUUCAACAGUACACUCAUCCCACAAAGUUAGAAUGGGGAAUUCAAAGAAUUUCCUUCCUUUCUGGAGCAACAAACACCGGUCAAGCCCUUCGUUUCGCUCUCGAUAAAGGAUUUGAAGGAGCUCGAGGUGGUAAUGUUCCAAAAGUUGUUGUCGUAGUCACUGAUGGGCAGAGUCAAGACGACGUGGCCUCUCCAUCGCAAUUGCUUCGAGACGCGCACAUCCUCGUCUAUGCAAUUGGAGUCACAAAUCUCGUCAACGUGCAUCAAUUACAUCAAAUGGCUGGCAAUCCUCAACGGGUUUUCACAGUGGAAUCAUUCGAGCAACUCGACAAAACGCUCGCCGAUGCCCUCACCUGGGAUAUGUGCAAAACUGAGUUUCGUCCUGGCACACCGGAUAUCAUUUGUGGACCGGAUCGAAUCGGUGUUCGAGCAUCGACGAAAAGACCUUUUGAUGGAUACGUUUUUGUGAUGGAUCAUUUUCAUGAGAAAGAAUGCCGUGCCGGUGCCGAAGAUUUCAUGGACUCUCGCUCAAUCGGGAUCACGAUUCCCUUUUCCUCAUGCAAUGUUCAGCGCUAUCGUUCGCUAAACCCACGUGGGAUUUUUGUAGAAAUGACGGUGGUUUUCAUGUUUCACACAUUAUUCAUGACAAAAGUCGAUCAAAUGGUGAAAAUUCAAUGUUUUUAUAUGGAAGCCGACAAAACUGUUAAUGUUCCCUUGUCGGUUAGCAUGCUGACAACACAAUUUCGAGAGAAAAUGUACCAAAUGCCGACUUGUUUGUACACUCUUCGGAAAGGAGCUCCUGAUGGCCCGAUUGUACAAUAUGCAAAGCUCGGAGAAUCCGUUUAUCAUCGUUGGGAAUGUCGUGAAGUUGAAGAAAAGGACACCUUUGGGAUGCUUGUUCACUCUUGUUAUGUAGAUAAUGGAUACGGUGAUCGAGUUGAUGUUCUCACUGAACAUGGUUGCGGCAUUGAUGCAGUCAUUUUGGAGACUCCAGACUAUGAUAGUUCGCUUCGUUUAGCGACUAGACCCUAUCACGUAUUCAAGUAUGCCGAUCGACCCGUUUUACAAUUUCAAUGCCAAAUUACUUUGUGCAUCAAAUACGGUGGUGGAUGUGAUGGAAUCACACCGCCGAUUAGUUGUCCCAAUCUCACCGCUCAUCUCCACAACCAUCCCCAUUUACAUCGUCAUCAAGCAAAGCGAAUUCGGAGAGAAAACGAGAUCGGUACUCUUGACGUUUUCACGAACGCGAUGACCAUCUUGGAUCAAUUUCCCGAUUGUGAUGGACAGGAUCGAUUUGAUUUGGAGUUGAUGUUGGCGUUAAGUCUAGCGAAUUUCUUGCUCUUCAUUUCUUCAAUUCUUUUUUGCUUUUUUCGAAGAAAACUAACAUCAACAAAGUUU
Messenger RNA from Mesorhabditis belari, 1701 nucleotides. NCBI's taxonomy places the organism in Eukaryota, Metazoa, Nematoda, Chromadorea, Rhabditida, Rhabditidae. The record is from the annotation of a GenBank genome assembly.